Messenger RNA from Oncorhynchus keta (chum salmon), 3124 nucleotides. RefSeq names its product hydroxysteroid 11-beta-dehydrogenase 1-like protein. Gene Ontology annotation, cellular component: intracellular membrane-bounded organelle. The transcript has 6 exons. Gene Ontology annotation, molecular function: oxidoreductase activity. The coding region runs from base 103 to 963 and encodes 286 amino acids. NCBI's taxonomy places the organism in Eukaryota, Metazoa, Chordata, Actinopteri, Salmoniformes, Salmonidae. The record is from RefSeq and is a predicted model, not a curated record.
CCUAAAAACCGGAAUAUCCGGUUGUUGGGGACUCGGCAGAGGCUACUUGCUUCCGCCUUACCACUCAAACAAGCUCAUUGAAUACGGUAUUGCAGUCACAAGAUGAAGGCUUUUACUAAACUCUUAAUAGUUGGUGCUAUAGGAGUAGCUUUUGUUGCUUUCCAAUGGAGUGGUCCCAGAUUGGACUCAGAGUCUUUAAAGGGUGCACGGGUCCUGGUGACUGGUGCCAGUACAGGUAUAGGUGAACAAAUGGCAUAUCACCUUGCCAGCUUUGGUGCCCAGGUGGUUAUUACAGCCAGGAGGGAGAAGGUUCUACAGCAGGUAGUAGAGAAGUGCCAGGGUUUGGGGGCCCAGAAAGCUCUGUACGUAGCAGCAGACAUGGCCAAUCCUUCUGACCCAGAGAGAGUGGUGCAGUUUGCUGUGGACAAGCUGGGAGGACUGGACUACCUGGUGCUGAACCACAUAGGUUCCAGCCCAUUUGCCAUGUGGGACGGAGAUGUGGAGCACACUAGAUGGUUAAUGCAGGUAAAUUUCCUCAGCUAUCUGCAGAUGGCGAAGACUGCUCUGCCCACCCUUGAGCAGAGUAGCGGUUCCAUUGUGGUCGUCUCCUCCUUAUUAGGAAAAUUUUGCAGCCCGUUCAUGGCCCCCUACACAUCCACAAAGUUUGCCCUGAACGGUUUCUUUGGGACGCUGCAGCAUGAGCUGGCCAUGCAGAAGAGCAACGUGUCCAUUACUAUCACCGUCCUGGCCCUGAUCGAUACAGACUCGGCUAUGGAGAAAGUCAAGGGGUUCACCAACAUACCAGCCUGGCCGGCCAGUGAGGCAGCGCUUCACAUCAUCACUUCUGGAGCCACUCGUCAGACAGAGUCUUACUACCCCUGGUUCUGGUAUUAUGGCUCUCUCAUCAGAGACUGGUUCCCCUACUUAAGGGAUAUAUCUAUACGAAACUUUUAUAAAUAUUAAACAUAUGCUUGAAAUAUACGUUAUAAUGAGAGAAAAAAAUCAAGAAAGCAUACAGUAUUAUUAUUAUUUUUUUAUUUCACCUUUAUUUAACCAGGUAGGCCAGUUGAGAACAAGUUCUCUUUUACAACUGCGACCUGGCCAAGAUAAAGCAAAGGAGUGUGACACAAACAACAACAGAGUUACACAUGGAAUAAACAAACAUACCGUUAAUAACACAAUAGAGAAAAAAAUAUAUAAAUUAUAUAGAGCCCUUAUUGCAUGGAACUUCCUUCCAUCUCAUAUUGCUCAAAUAAACAGCAAACCUGGUUUGAAAAAACAGACAAAGCAACACCUCACAGCACAUCGACUCUCCCCUAUUGGUCUAGAUAGUUUGUGUGUAUGCAUUGAUAUGUAGGCUGUGUGUGCCUUUAAAAACAAAUGUAUGUAGUUCUGUCCUGCUGUUCUUGUUUAUUGAUGUUCUGUAUUACAGUGGCUUGUGAAAGUAUUCACCCCCUUGGCAUUUUUCCUAUUUUGUUGCCUUACAACCUGGAAUAAAAAUAGAUUUUGGGGGGCUUGUAUAAUUUGAUUUACACAAGAUGCCAACCACUUUGAAGAUGCAAAAUAUUUUUUAUUGUGAAACAAACAAGAAAUAAGACAAAAAAACGGAAAACUUGCAGCUGAGAGUGCAUAUUAGUUGAAGUCGGAAGUUUACAUACACUUAGGUUGGAGUCAUUAAAACUCAUUUUUCAACCACUCCACAAAUUUCUUGAUAACAAACUAUGGUUUUGGCAAGUCGGUUAGGACAUCUACUUUGUGCAUGACACAAGUAAUUUUUCCAACAAUUGUUUAUAGACAGAUUAUUUCACUUAUAAUUCACUGUAUCACAAUUCCAAUGGGUCAGAAGUUUACAUACACUAAGUUGACUGUGCCUUUAAACAGCUUGGAAAAUUCCAGAAAAUUAUGUCAUGGUUUUAGAAGCUUCUGUUAGGCUAAUUUACAUUAUUUGAGUGAAUUGGAGGUGCACUUGUGGAUGUAUUUCAAACUCAGUGCCUCUGCUUGACAUCAUGGGAAAAUCAAAAGAAAUCAGCCAAGACCUCAGAAAAACAAUUGUAGACCUCCACAAGUCUGGUUCAUCCUUGGAAGCAAUUUCCAAACGCCUGAAAGUACCACGUUCAUUUGUACAAACAACAGUACGCAAGUAUAAACAUCAUGGGAUCAAGCAGCCGACAUACCUGACCUCAAUACUAAAUAAAAUUUGUGAGCAGAACUGAAAACGCAUGUGUGAGCAAGGAGGCCUACAAACCUGACUCAGUUACACCUGCUCUGCCAGGAGACAUUCACCCAACUUAUUGUGGGAAGCUUGUGGAAGGCUACCUGAAACAUUUGACCCAAGUUAAACAAUUUAAAGGCAAUUCUACCAAAUACUCAUUGAGUGGAUGUAAACUUCUGACCCACUGGGAAUGUUUUAUUUAUUUGACCUUUAUUUAACCAGGCGAGUCAGUUAAGAACAAAUUCUUAUUUUCAAUGACGGCCUAGGAACAGUGGGUUAACUGCCUGGUCAGGGACAGAUCAACAGAUUUGUACCUUGUCAGCUCGGGGAUUUGAACUUGCAACCUUUCGGUUACUAGUCCAACGCUCUAACCACUAGGAUAUAAAAUAAAUCAAUGCUGAAAUAAAUGAUUCUCUCUACUAUUAUUCUGACAUUUCACAUUCUUAUAAUAACGUGGUGAUCCUAACUGACCUAAGACAGGGACUUUUUACUAGGAUUAAAUGUUAGGAAUUGUGAACAACUGAGUUUAAAUGUAUUUGGCUAAGGUGUAUGUUAACUUCCGACUUCAACUUUAUGUGAGUGAGUGAGUGAGUGAGUGAGUGAGUGAGUGAGUGAGUGAGUGAGUGAGUGAGUGAGUGAGUGAGUAAAAAAAAACAAUUCUAGAUUGCAGCAGGUAGCAACAAGAAGAAGCGCUGUGAUGUGUGUGGUCCCAAGAUGUACAGGAAGACACCGUACACAUGCAUCAAGUGCAAGAAAUACAUUUGCAACACACACAGAAAAACUCUGUCCCUCAUGUGGUGUGUAGACUGGCCUUAAUUUGUGUUCAAUGGAGCUUAUUUAUCAUUUCCAUCAAAUACUGUAUGUAAAAUUUGUCCUUCUAAUUUGUUCAGUGUAAUAAACAUAAAUAGUGAU